Molecule: messenger RNA, 2036 nt
Organism: Solea senegalensis (Senegalese sole)
Lineage: Eukaryota; Metazoa; Chordata; Actinopteri; Pleuronectiformes; Soleidae
Exons: 3
Coding region: 66-1490 (474 amino acids)
Source: RefSeq, a predicted model, not a curated record
GGCAAGUUUUUGAGAAAUGGGAAAGAGAAGCAGCUCUGAGGGAAGCAAAAUCUGUUGCAGGAUUAAUGUUAACACAGGAGAUAGGAGAAGAAGGUGAUAAAAAGAAGGCAAGACAGAGACGUAGGGCCAGAGAAGAGAAUCUGCCUCCUCCAUAUGUUCUCCCCGUGUCUGCACCCCCUCCUCCCUCAGAGACACAAGCAGCAGGACAAUCACCUGCAGCUGAAUCCCGAAAUGGCUCUGAAGAGGAGAAGGAGGAGAAGCCAAAGCUGUACCCUGAUCUGUCUACCCUUCCAACACCUAUGAGGGAAAACAAACGGACUGAUAACGUGUCUCAACCAGCUAACAUUGCCUCUUCCAGAAAUGUCUCCUCUCCAUUAGCAGCUUCUUUCGAUUACUGGCUGAGGAGUCAAAGGGAAAAAGGAGACGCGCACCAGAUGCCUAUGUUGACAUUUCCAAAUCCACAGCCACGGCCAACUGGUGAAGAGGAAUAUGUCCACUGGGAUCCGGAAGUGUUGGUGUACAGGCCAUGGCAGCCAGAUGAACUAAAAGAGAUCGCAGGAGAACUGCCAGAUCCCCAAAAGACUGGAGGUGAGAAGUGGGUAAUAGCAAUGCAACAGCUAUUAACCAUGUAUAAUCCAACUCUGCAGGAGGUAGAAGCUGUGAGUCGGAGGUGUUUCAAACUCAGAUGGGCCAAUAUCCGACCGGCCAACUGGUCAACAUCCCCAGUAAUUGGAUCAGUGAGGUUCCACGACAUGAUGACCAGCCUGGCUGACGCUGUGCGGGCUGCUUUCCCCUUAAGAGUGUGUUGGCCUGAGAUUCACAACACUAAACAAAAGGAGGGUGAGUUAGCAGCUGACUACCGCACUCGCAUGGAAUCCGUUUUUGCAGCUCACUCCGGCAUCGAUGCACAGAACGAGGCAUACGAUGACCUGCUGAAAACAGCUUUAAUUAAUGGUCUCCACCCUAGCCUCAAGGAUCGUGUCAUGGCUACAUGUGUCGGAUGGGAAACUGGGACAAUAGCAAAUGUCUGGACACACGUUCUGCACACUGAGCGAAAUAAGGUAGAUUUGGACUCUAAGCAGUCACGAAAACUUCAAAAUGCUCAACUGAUGUAUUACCAGCAGGGUGGGGCUCAAAAUCCUGAAAAGAAAUGGCAGCCUCGCCAACCCAACAACAGAGGUAGACGCAGACCGGGUCCGCACCAGAACUCCCAGAGGAAGAACAGCCAAGGACACAACAAGGUGAAAGCAGCCCUUCCUGACCCUGCAGUAGCCGAACUACACCACAUACGGCCCGGAGACUGGAUAGUGGUUAAGGACCUCAGACGGAAGCAUUGGCAUCAACCCCGGUGGUCAGGACCAUUCCAAGUGCUGCUGACAACUCCAACUGCCGUCCGGAUAGCUGAGAGGGAUACCUGGAUCCAUGCGACCCAUUGUAAACCCUUUCCUGGGAAUGUCUUAUCCAACGGAACAACAACAACGGGAAAUUAAUCAAGGAAAAUGCUGCAAAACCUUGCUAGCAGUUUUCUUCAUUGGGAUCAUCACCACAGGCGUGUCAGUCCAAUGGCCUGGACAUCAGAAAAAUGACAGCCUGCGACAAAUGGACUUCAAAAGUCAGCAUAUAACAUCAACAACCAUACAUACUACUGAUUCACUCACAUUCACCAGUCAAACUGACAUCAUUCACAUUGAUACUUUGACACCUAUUCUUCCACCGAGGAAUGAAGAAAGACUGAAAACAUCGAGGGAGUACAAAGACACUGAGGGCAAAGGUGGCGUGGGUGUGUCACCCAUGCAGGAUCAAGAGAUCCCAGAAGACAUGGACAAAAAAGUUACUGUCACAGAAGAAUUAGUCAGGAAGAAAAGACAACUUUUUGAACACACUGAUUGGAAACCGUGGAAUUUCAACGCAAAUGAAUUGCUUGAUAAUUCUAACCAAAAAAAUAGUUGGUAUUCUUUCAUUGGAUGGAUGAAAAACAAGGUGUACGGCUCAAACACUACUGUACUAAUUGUUCAGAGUCCUCCAGCUAACUGGCA